Cutaneotrichosporon oleaginosum is the source of this 1285-nucleotide messenger RNA. RefSeq lists its product as uncharacterized. Lineage: Eukaryota; Fungi; Basidiomycota; Tremellomycetes; Trichosporonales; Trichosporonaceae. The record is from RefSeq and is a predicted model, not a curated record. Gene Ontology annotation, molecular function: adenyl-nucleotide exchange factor activity. Gene Ontology annotation, cellular component: endoplasmic reticulum.
CUCGGUUUCAUAAUUAGACACCACCGAGCAACUGCUCGGACUUCUCUUUCCCCCUCUCGACAAGAAAAUGGCUGACCUCAAUACUCUACUCCACUGGGCCAUCGAAAACACGCCCGCCGCCCAGGGCGUCAGCGGCAGCGGAAGCGGCAGUGGCACCGCCGCCCCCGCUAACCCGGAAGGCAUGCAGCUUACCUUCAAGCCGGCGGCGCCGGGACAGAAGCCGAACGCGAGCACCCUCGCCACGUUUCACCCGGAUGACCCGCAACACGAUGUUGGCCUUGCGCCGCCUGCCGCCGAGGAGCCGAAGAAGGACAACAAGCUCUCGACCGAGAUUCUCGACCUGAUAAUGGGCAAGCCCGACAGCGUUACGAUGAAGGAGAAGAUGGCGAUUGCAAGCAACACGUCCGCCGAUGUUGACGAGCGCGUCAUGGCCCUCGACGACUUUGAGAUGCUCAUCGAGCUCAUCGACAACGCCAACAACAUGGCGGUCCUCAAGCUUUGGGAGCCGCUGCUCGCUCUCAUCAACGACCCCAACGAGGACAUCGCACGCCACGCUCUCUGGGUCGCGGGCACGGCCAUCCAGAACAACCUCAAGGGGCAGGCAGCUUUCUACAUUUUUGGUGGCCUCCCACUCGUGCUCGACGCGCUGUACCCUGCGUCCGGGAGCAAACCCUCUGGCACGCGUGCCAAGGCAGUCUACGCCCUCUCAGCUGCGCUCAAGCACUGGCCCCUCGCUACUGUCGCCCUCAGCGCACAAGACAACCGCGGGUACUCAGUUCUGCGCGCAGGCGUUGCCGACACUGACCUCGUGAUUCGGCGCAAGAUGAACUUCAUGCUCGGCACAAUCGUCAACCAGGCGCGCGAUGCCUUCAAUGGCGAGAUGCCAAAUGAGGUGCGGAACUUGAUCGAGGAGCAGGCCAAGACGAGCGGUGCCAAGCCCGGUAGCGAGGGCGACGAGCUGUUGCUCGCUCUGCAGCGCGAGGGCGUGUUCGAGGCAGCCGUUGAUGCGUUGGCGCGCGACCCACGGAUCGACCCCGAGGACGCUGAGUACGAGGAGAAUGCCAUCCGCGCGCUGGCUCGCGCGGCUGAGUACGGCGCGCUGAGCGACGAGGAGAAGUCACAGCUUCAGAGCGUGUGGGCUGAGUGGACGCCGAUCGGGCGUGCACACCGGGGGAUUGAGGGGGCAGAUGCCGAGGCCAUCGACAAGGCGCUCGCGUAGUGUAUCAUAUUCUCAUACAUAAUCAACGGACUUGCAGACCCAAUUGGCUAUGAAUCUGUACCGACA